This is a messenger RNA of Prorocentrum cordatum, 861 nucleotides long. Lineage: Eukaryota; Dinophyceae; Prorocentrales; Prorocentraceae. The record is from the annotation of a GenBank genome assembly.
GCCGCGAGCUGCUCAACACCUCCGCUCUAUCAAUGGAGUACCGUGCCCUUUCCGCCGAGGAGCAGCAAGACCUCCGCGACAGAGGGAAGGACGCGACGGCCUUGCACAAGCAGGGCGUAGCAGCAUUCGGGCUCACCGACAGAGAUGUGCAGCGAGCUUCGGCGCGAGCUCGCAGACGCACUGAUCGUGAGCGCGCCAGGGCAGCAGCAUCGGCCAUCCUCGACGAGAACUCGACGCAGGCACUCGCCAUUGUUCGUCCAUCGGCGUCCUUUGCUCUGCAGCGCAACUUUGAGGACAGCGACCUGCGGCGGUUGCGCAAGCUGUCGCGAGAAGGCUCGGCAGUUAUCCGACUUGUGGCGAGUGAGUGCAACAGCUCGCUGGUCAAAUGGUCUACCGAUUACAGCAAGAAGGUCACCUCGGAGCCUGGUCGAGGGUUCUUAUCGACAGUGGAGGGGUUUGUUUCUUCGUCAUCGCCUUUGCCGACUGAGUUUCCACGCGCUGAUCUCUUCGAGUUCCAGGUCCCGAUGCUAAAAGACAUCGCCAUGCGAGCUUGUACAAUGUCUGCUAGGGGUGACAAUGAGCUGAAGGUGCUUCGUCUAGCUCUCGCCGAUGAUUGGGACAAGAAGCACAAGGUAAUCGCCCAUUCCACGUUGCCGAAGUUGCCAAAGUUUGCGACGUCGGGCUUCGCAUGUUGGAAGCGUGGUAUGUGUUUCUGUGGCGACGGCGGCACAAUCUUGAUGGCCUUCGGCAAGAGCCUGCAGAAGCUCGUCCGCCGCCACUUCUCCAAGCAGUUCAAGGCACCAGGCCGCAUUCACAUGGAGAACGGCCGCAUUGCGGUCUUGUUGAUGGGGGAGCCCGAAG